Molecule: messenger RNA, 656 nt
Organism: Melanaphis sacchari
Lineage: Eukaryota; Metazoa; Arthropoda; Insecta; Hemiptera; Aphididae
Product: COX assembly mitochondrial protein homolog
Exons: 3
Coding region: 176-553 (125 amino acids)
Cellular component (GO): mitochondrion
Source: RefSeq, a predicted model, not a curated record
UCAGACUUUUAGAGUCAAUUCAAAAAUUUUGAAUAUUUAUUAUUUUGAAAGAACUAACUAGAAAGUGUAAACUAGAAAUUAAUAAUUUGAAAUACCCAUAAUGUUAUAAAUUUAAAAUAUUAUAUUAUUUAAAAAUACAUUUUUAAUCACCAGAAUAAUACUAUUAUAUGCUGUAAUGUUUGCAUCGGCAGAAAUUAAGGAAGAACGUAAAUCUCGAUAUGGAGGAGGACCACACGGGUUGGGAGAUCCUGAUAACUAUACACUGAGAAAAAUUGAACAAAAUGUAGUAAUACCAAAAAUUGUCCGAGAAAGAGCAAAAUAUGAAAAAUGUUCUGAAGAAAAUAAAGUGUUUGGAGAUUGCUGUUUGAAUACUGGAUUCUGGAUGUUCUAUAAAUGUAGAUCAGAAAUAAAGGUAUUAAAUGAUUGCAUGGCCAAGUGGUUUACAAAUGAAGAUUUUGUAAAAGAAUGCCGAGAUCAAUAUUUACAAGAACGAAGACAAUACAGACUGACAGGAAUUAAAAAAAAUGAAGAAACACAAAAAAUAAAAAGUUGAAUAUUUCAAAAAAACCUUAGAUUAGAAAAAAUGAGCUUUAAAUAGUCAUUAAUUCUGUAUAUUUUUGUUUUUAGUCAUACAAUAUAUUAUUUUUUUGUGUACA